Molecule: messenger RNA, 1478 nt
Organism: Prunus dulcis (almond)
Lineage: Eukaryota; Viridiplantae; Streptophyta; Magnoliopsida; Rosales; Rosaceae
Product: transcription factor GTE1-like
Exons: 9
Coding region: 123-1223 (366 amino acids)
Molecular function (GO): protein binding
Source: RefSeq, a predicted model, not a curated record
UCCAAAACUGCAGAGUUCUAUAGGAUCCAAUGAUGAGAGCACUGCGUUCUUCUGCUUCUUCCUGUCUCUGAUCUUCUGCUCUUCUGCUCUUUCCGACUUUGUAUGCGUCUCUGUUCUUUCAGAUGGAGCCAAUAAGUUCAUCAAACCCAGAUCUUAGAAAAGUUGCUGUUGCUGCUGAAGUGGAGGGGUUUGGGUGUUCUGUUGAUGAAAUUUCUGCAAAGGUUGAUACGCUUGAGAAAAGAGUGAACGAGGUUGAACGAUUUUACUUGACUACAGGUAGUCCGCAACUAACCAAUUCAAAAGGUAGCUCAAUUGUGAAGGAUAAACAGUUAAAUCUUCUUAAGAAGCAGCAGCAAGAUGCAUCACGUAGGGAAGUCACUGCUACAAAGAGAAUGCAAGAGCUCAUGCGGCAAUUUGCCUCAAUAUUCCGUCAGAUCACUCAGCACGAAUGGGCAUGGCCCUUCAAGGAGCCUGUAGAUGUUGAAAGUCUGGGAUUGCAUGACUAUUAUCAAGUUAUUGAGAAGCCUAUGGACUUUGGAACCAUAAAAAAUAAAAUGGAAGCUAAGGAUGGUACUGCCUAUAAGAAUGUUAGAGAAAUAUAUGCUGAUGUGAGGCUGGUAUUUAAGAAUGCAAUGAAAUAUAAUGAUGACAAAGAUGAUGUCCACGUGAUGGCCAAAACAUUGUUGGAAAAGUUUGAAGAAAAAUGGCUAAAGCUUUUGCCAAAAGUUGUUGAAGAGGAAACAAGACGAGUAGAUGAGGAAGCAGAGGCACGACUACACACGAAACUUGCCCAGGAGGCUGCUUAUGCCAGCAUGGCUAAGGAUCUAAGCACUGAGCUUGUAGAGAUUGAUCUGUAUUUGAAGGACCUCAGAGAAAUGGUGGUUCAGAAGUGCAGGAAAAUGUCAUCUGGUGAUAAGAGAAAACUUGGGACCGCUCUCACCCAUUUAUCUCCUGACGAUCUCAGCAAGGCUCUGGAAAUCGUCGCUCAGAAUAACCCCAGCUUCCAAGCAAGUGCGCAAGAAGUGGAUCUUGACAUUGAUGCUCAGAGUGAGUGCACAUUAUGGAGGUUAAAAGUUUUUGUUAAGGAGGCACUAAAAGUUCAGGGAAAAAGUUCUGAAGGCAUUGCCGGCAACAAAGUUACAGCCUCCAAACGAAACAGGGAGAUUUCUGACGCUGUUCCCAAGACUAACGCAAAAAGGACUAAAAAGCUCUCUUGUUUGUGAUCUAGCUUGCAUGUCGGGUGACUCAGUUCAUUCAGUGCAUUGUUGAAUGUAAUUAUGUGCUGGUUAACUCUGUAAAUGAAAGAGCUACGGAUCGUUUUUCUGUAUAGAUACGUGAUAUAGAUCAAUCAACUUCUCGAUUUCUAUAAAGGUUAGAUACAUAAUCAGACUUCUAGUCAUUUGCUAUGAUUUGUGAAAGGACACCCCUUGCUAAAGAAUGGACCAAAUGAAUGUCCUUAGUCGUGUAUUCUCUUGCAA